This is a messenger RNA of Pieris macdunnoughi, 738 nucleotides long. The record is from the annotation of a GenBank genome assembly. Lineage: Eukaryota; Metazoa; Arthropoda; Insecta; Lepidoptera; Pieridae.
AUGGCUCAAGUUCAUGGUGAACUUUUUACUACUCGCAUGAGGAAAGCUACAAGAAAAAUUCAUUCAGUGAGCGAUGCAUUGGUUAAUGCAAAGUUUGCGAUUUCAUUACGUGAUGAAAAAGUAUGGGGUGGAGGACUGUAUGUAUUUUACCAUAUAUUCGCUUAUCUGGAAGAUGCGAAGAAAAGAUUGAAUUUGUCAGACUUUGAUAGAUUAUUUGUUCACAAACUCUUAUACAGAAAACUGGCCUUUGAAGAAGACCUCGCUCAUUAUCUGGGACCAGAUUGGAAGUCUCUGCCUAAGUCUAAUGCUUUAGAAAAUUAUUUAGAACACCUGCAAAACUUAGAAAAAGAGAAUCCGCAGCUUUUAAUGGCUUAUAUCUAUCAUUUGUAUCUGGGCUUACUUAGUGGUGGACAGAUACUUACAAAGAAACGCAAAAUGUUUGGAGACAAAAGUGAUGCAACAGCUGGAUACAAUGAUAAAGUGACAGAUUUCACUGGAGUAGAUAUAGCUCAAUUGAAGAAUGACUUUAAAGCUGCAAUGAAUGAAAUCGCUGAAAAAAUGACUGAAGAAGAGAAAGAAGCAUUUAUAGAGGAAAGCAACCAAGUGUUUCUAAUGAAUAAUCUGAUUGUCAACUCGGUAAGGGGCCAGAAUAAAGUUCUCUGUAAUUUAAUGUAUAAGGCAUCAGCUGUUAUGUUAGUAGUAAUUGGUGUUGUUAUGGUAUAUAAAUUACACAAAUAA